CAAGACAUGAGGUCUUCUUUUACUCUUUCUUCUCCUCUGUUGUUCCUAUCUCUGUGUAUUUACCUUCUUCUAGUUUUCAACAAUUCGCGAUCAAAACCAUUAUGCCACAAAGGUAAGUCAUCAUCGCCAAUUCUGAUUAAUUUCGGAGAUUCGAACUCCGACACUGGAGGCUUGCUUGCUGGCACCGGUCUCCGAAUUGGUUUGCCCCAUGGUAUUACAUUUUUCCACGAGGGUACUGGCCGGUUUGGCGAUGGACGUCUUAUUAUCGACUUCCUCUGUGAAAGUUUGAACCUGGGUUUUCUAAGCCCAUAUUUGGACUCCCUGGAACCAAAUUUCGAAAGUGGUGUCAAUUUCGCAGUUGCGGGUGCCAUGACUUUACCUCGAUUUGUCCCUUUUGCGUUAGAUGUACAAGUUCGGCAGUUUAAGCGUUUCCAAAGUCGUUCUCUCAAACUCAUCGCACAAGGUUCGAAAGGUCUGAUAGAUGAAUAUGGGUUUCAAAAUGCGCUUUACAUGAUUGACAUUGGACAAAAUGAUCUCUUGGUUGCCCUAUAUGCGUCAAACUUAACCUCCACGCCCGUACUUGAAAAAAUUCCAUCAUCUCUAGCAGAAAUCAAAUUAGCAAUUCAGAAACUUUAUGAACGUGGUGCCAGUAAAUUUUGGAUACACAACACUGGACCAUUAGGUUGCGCUCCGAAAGAGCUUGCCCUUCAUCCUCAUAACGACACCGAUCUUGAUCAAAUUGGGUGUUUUAAGGUUCAUAACGAUUUGGCAAAAGCUUUUAACGAAGGAUUGAAGGUUAUAUGCAACGAAUUAAGAUCAACUUAUAAGGAUGCGACCAUUGUCUAUGUUGAUAUAUAUAAAAUUAAAUACGAACUUUUCAGGGAAUACAAAAGUUAUGGUUUUACAAAACCACACAAGGCUUGCUGUGGGUAUGGUGGAGAGCCAAACAACUAUAAUGUUAAAGCAACUUGUGGCCGACAUGGCUACACUAUCUGCGCGAAUGUAUGGCAGUCUAUAGUGUGGGAUGGAGUUCACUAUACUGAAGCUGCUAAUCAAGUAGUCGCCUCACACAUUCUUUCUACAAAAUUUUCCAUACCACAAAUAUCCCUGGAAUCUUUUUGGAAAAUUUGACUCCUUUUUUCUAACCUUCUGUCAAACAUGGUUAUUUAACAUUGUUUACAGGAGAAUUAGAAGGACCAGUUUGUAAAAUUUGUAACCACAAUAUAUCAUUAGUGUUUGGCUAGGCCAUUGUUUAGGGAUAAGGGAUAUCCUAGUGACUACAUUGUCCCUUUACUUAAUUAAAUUAUUAUUUAUUUAUUUUAUUUUAUUCAUUUUUAUUUUCA
Messenger RNA from Papaver somniferum (opium poppy), 1343 nucleotides. RefSeq names its product GDSL esterase/lipase At3g62280-like. The transcript is spliced from 5 exons. The record is from RefSeq and is a predicted model, not a curated record. Lineage: Eukaryota; Viridiplantae; Streptophyta; Magnoliopsida; Ranunculales; Papaveraceae. Gene Ontology annotation, molecular function: hydrolase activity, acting on ester bonds. Bases 7 to 1131 code for a protein of 374 amino acids.